Molecule: messenger RNA, 975 nt
Organism: Pocillopora meandrina
Lineage: Eukaryota; Metazoa; Cnidaria; Anthozoa; Scleractinia; Pocilloporidae
Source: the annotation of a GenBank genome assembly
AUGGAAAGAUUCGUCGUUACUUUCCUUCUUCUUUUGAACCUUGUCGGAGGAAUUUCAAGCCGAAUAUUGAUGCCGCGCUCGACUAAUGAAGGCAAGUUAGAAAAAGAGCCGUAAAGUUUUUUUUUCGCAUUUGUGUCCAAGCAUUUUGAGGGGGAAUAAUGUCAGAGCUGCCUUUAAAUGGAUAAAUGGAUUUCAGUGUGCAAUUCGUGUUAAUGCUUCAACCAUAUUCAAGUAACGAGCUGAUCUUCACACUGAAAAAGGAAAAAAACAGUGCAGAGAAAGAAGCCUAAAAAAUUCAGACCUCCAUAUAGCAUUGGGUCACCCCUUCCGGUUUAAUUCAAGCGGUUACCGUCACACUAAGGGACCCGUCCCCGUCAUUAUUUAUCGCCUUAAAAAAAAGGAGGGGGCGGUAAGAGGAUUUUUUGGGAGAGGAUCCAGGGGGAACGGAUGAGAGACCAGUCGUGCUAACAGAGCAUAAGGGGGGGACUAUAAAACAUUGACUGUCAAUGAGGGGAGAUCGUUAGAAUAUUACACAGCCUUAGGGGGAUUAUUAUGACGCACAAAAAAUUCCUCCGACCCUCCCCACCUCCCCUACCAUAAUCGUGACUGAAAUUGGCUUUGGAAGGUCUGGGUACGAGACUUAGCAUGACCCUUGGCUUUUUCUUUUUUCCAGAAGUGUCAGACAUUCCCUUCCGAUCCGCUCCUUCAGACAAUAUUAGAGGUAAGCGGAGUGGUUUUGGGUUUAGCCAAGGAGCAGGUCACAGCUCAAGUAAUAAACUAAAGGACUUACUCAAAAAACAAAAGCAACAGCAGCAGGCAGAAGAUAAAUAUGUCCAACAGUGGAACAACAAAUUUGAGGAGCUAUUCGGUAAGGACACGACAAAAUCUGGGCGUUCCCAGGUUCCCUCCAGGACUGGCUUUUGGCGGGAAAAUUCUAGAGACACUGAUCAGAGAACCACGCGUCAUCAAGAGUGA